Arabidopsis lyrata subsp. lyrata is the source of this 1087-nucleotide messenger RNA. RefSeq lists its product as uncharacterized. The record is from RefSeq and is a predicted model, not a curated record. The transcript has 2 exons. Bases 411 to 824 code for a protein of 137 amino acids. NCBI's taxonomy places the organism in Eukaryota, Viridiplantae, Streptophyta, Magnoliopsida, Brassicales, Brassicaceae.
AUUUGUGUUGGCAAUAUAAAUAUUUUGAGGACUAUAAUCCAAAUUUGGAGAAAUGUUACCUUUACUUAAGCCAUAUUUACGGCGCAUUAAUGCUUCAAUCAAUACUUUUGCUUAUUUUAUCCACAGAGAGGUCAAAACUAAAAUUAAAUAAACUUAAGUUCAUUGAAUCGGUUUUACUCAGUGUCAAUCUAUAUAGAAGAAAUAUAAAAAAUAAUCAAAAACUAGAUAAAGAAAAAAAAAAAGAAAAAAAAAAGAUGAAGUCCACACCACAUGGAUGUCUACCAAUCUCAUAUCUAUAAAAUGCAUAACAUGUGGAUGCAUGAAAAUCACAAUUCAAGACUAUCACAAAAGAAGAAGCAAACUUACUAAUUGAACUUAAGUGUUAAGAGUAGAUAAAGAGAGAGAAAGAGAUGGCUAAUGCUGUAGAACAAUCCUCAUUGUAUCCAUCCUUUGUAGACGCAAGAAUCUCAUUCUCCAAUGAUUUUGCAGACAGUGACAGUAAACAGACAGUGUCAAGAGUGGAGGAUCAGAUGAAGUACAAGGAAGCUCCUGUUUCUUCGGAUUUCAAAUUCAAUGUCGAAAACUUGGGUUUCACUUCUGCGGCUGAUGAGAUCUUCUUUGGUGGAGUUUUGUUGCCACUGGAGAAGACUACUCAGAGGAAAGUGACGACACUUAGAGAUGAACUAAGUGCUCAAGAUUCUGACCGUACCAUCAUCUCAAAGGGAUCUCGUAAUUGGUGGAAGUUAGGUCUCAACAAGUCCAAGAAAAUCCAUGCACACAAAUCUCAGAAUUGUCUUGCAAGUAUAAUGGAAUCUGAUGACUGAAAGAUCCACUCCGGAAAAAGUCAGCUAACUACGGCGAACUAGAUAUGUAAUGCUAAUAAAAAGCUAUAUAUUAUUAUUUUCGAUUUUUUAUUGUUCUUAUUUUUCCUGUUUUUCUUGGAGUUCUCUCUAAUUUUUAUGUAGUUUGUUUCCUAUGACCUAUGAUCAUCAUCGUUAGCUAUAUUAUAUCUCCAUCGUUGAAAAACCACUUGAAUGCAACUGGUUCAGUAUUCUAAUAAACUCUCUGGUUAACACCUAAAUGAUUA